Messenger RNA from Dendrobium catenatum, 1921 nucleotides. RefSeq names its product protein HLB1. The record is from RefSeq and is a predicted model, not a curated record. Gene Ontology annotation, molecular function: protein binding. The transcript has 14 exons. Lineage: Eukaryota; Viridiplantae; Streptophyta; Magnoliopsida; Asparagales; Orchidaceae. Bases 163 to 1650 code for a protein of 495 amino acids.
AGGACUUAAUAAUUGUUCCGCUCACUGGCCUUUUUCUUGCGCCAGUCCACAACGAAUAAAAACUUGGGAUCCUCGGCGUCUCUCCAUUUGGUGUGGCACAUCUGAUACUUUUCCUUGCCUUUUCGACGGAAAGAGACCCUAAAACCUUAGAUCGAUCUGGCCAUGGACGAGCAGGAAUCAAAGAACGGCGAGGCGCCGGAGAUCACCGACGGGAAGCCGGUGGAGGAAGCCGAUGUCGGGACGAAGGCGGAGAGUUCGGUCCCGUCCGGUAAGUCCGAGAAGAAUAUUGACGGAGCGGGAAGCCGAACUUUUACAAUGAGGGAGCUGUUGAACGAGUUGAAGACUGAGGAGGCGGGAGCUGGGAAAGAGGUGAUUGCGGAAAGCGCCAGCGGCGGGGAAGAAGUUCGGAGGGUUAGCACCGCAGCCUCCGAUGGGAGCCGUAGGGAUGUUGGAUCUUCUUUCAGUCAGGAAAGCUUUCCACAGCACUCGGUUACCGAGAAUGAUGUUUCCAUGGAGCUGAUCCACAAGGUUUCUGGAACAGAUGAUGAAGGCCGAUCUCGGCAGAAAAUCCUGGUUUUCUCGGCUAAAAGGUAUGCUGAAGCAAUAGAAAAAAAUCCUAAUGAUCAUGAUGCUUAUUACAACUGGGCUCUUGUUCUUCAGGAGAGUGCAGACAUUGUUGCUCCAGAAUCGACAGAUCCUUCAAAAGAUUCAUUACUUGAGGAAGCCUGUAAAAAAUAUGAACAGGCUACACAACUAUGUCCUACCCUUCAUGAUGCAUUUUACAAUUGGGCUAUUGCUAUCUCUGACCGAGCGAAAAUACGAGGUCGAACUUUAGAGGCUGAAGAGCUAUGGAAACAGGCUACAAAAAAUUAUGAAAAGGCUGUUCAGCUUAACUGGAACAGUCCUCAGGCCCUUAACAAUUGGGGUCUUGCCCUACAGGAACUUAGUGCUAUAGUUCCUAUUCGGGAGAAGCAGAACAUUGUGCGGAUGGCUAUAAGCAAGUUUCGCGCCUCCAUCCGUCUUCAGUUUGAUUUUCAUAGGGCAAUUUAUAAUCUCGGGACGGUCCUGUAUGGCUUAGCAGAGGACACAGUAAGACCCGGAAGGCUAGUUAACCAUAAAGAAGUCUCUCCUAAGGAACUUUACAGUCAAUCUGCUAUUUAUAUUGCAGCUGCUUAUGCUUUAAAGCCUAAUUAUUCGGUCUAUCGUAGUGCCUUGAAGUUAGUUCACCCAAAGAUACCGAUACCCUUCCUUAAAGUGGGACAUUUGACAGCACCACCUGCCAGAAAUCCAAUGGCACCACAUGCAGAUUGGGAAAGAUCUCAGUUUGUUUUAAAUCAUGAGGGACUCCAACAGGUCAGUAAAUAUGGCCAGGAAUCAGAACAAAGUUCUUAUGGCAGUUUUCAAGGAUCCGGGCAUGGUGAUAAAUCGCUAAUUAAAGUUGAUAUCCCAGACAUUCUGUGUGUGUCAGCUUGUGCGGACCUGACGCUACCCCCUGGCGCAGGACUUUGUAUAGACACCGUUCAAGGGCCUGUUUACUUGGCGGCGGACACGUGGGACUCUCUGGACGGAUGGCUAGAUGCAAUUCGCCUUGUCUACACCAUAUAUGCGAGAGGAAGGAGCGAUGUUCUUGCUGGCAUAAUUGCUGAUUGAUUCAUUCUGAGGUUCCCUUCUACACAACUCUGUUUUAUUUAUUUAUAUGUUCGUGAUUUAAUAUUUUAUUUUAUAUAAAAUCAGCUUCUAACACUCUAAAACGAACUUCUGAAAGUUAAGGAGUCUUAGGGCUCCUUUGCUUGCUGAAAGUAGAAAAUGCAUUGAAAAUUAUUUUAUUUCGUGAUUUUAUUGUUUGGUUGGAUGUAAUUAGUUGUGAUUUUGAAACUUUAGAACAAACUUUCAAGAUUUUUUUAUAAGCUAUGAUUUUUUU